AUGAGCAAGGAGCAGCUCCAGGAGGCGAUGACGCUGUUGUCCAGACUCACGGUGGAACAGAUCCAAUCUGUCAUGCAAGUCAAUCAGGAGACUAUCAGUCUUACGAUGAUGCUCAGCAAACCAAGUCCUCCAUUAAGUGCAAAACAUGUCCAGACGGUAAAUAACCGAUGGCAACAGGAGCACCGAGUUCAUUUUCACCAGCUGGUAGCUCCCACCUUUCUAGGACACGGAGCCAACCGAGAAGUGGACAUGGCAUUGCAGUUUGGGACAGGCGCAGCGGUCUUUGAGCCUUUUGAAGCCUAUGGAGACGGUGCGAAGGCGUGGAAGGGAGUUUUGCAUAUGCACAAACUGAACAACCGAGAGCUGGGUGCCCUGGAAAGUGAGCUCCUUGACAAAUCUUCAAAGUAUCACAAAGCUAUUCUCAAAGCAUCUCAAAAGAUCGGCAUCCCCAAGACAACGGCAGACAUGAAUGCAGAUAGUUUCAUGAGGACGACAUUCGUGCGCAAUGCUGUUAACGCAGCAGGCAUUAAUAUGGCAGAAACAGCUUUGUUUGACAUCAAAACCCUCUUUGAUGCAGACUUCCGGAACUACUUCCUCAAGCUAUGCAUCAGCGGCGCAUACGCAUGGUCAGUUCCGCGGGAGGGUGGGGAGGCUGGCACCGCUGUUGGCGGUCCGAUCGGCGGGUUACUAGGACGUCUGGUCGGAGGUUUGGGUGGAGGAUUUGCAGGACGAUGGAGCGCAGGCAGAUGGUCAGGCCUCAGGGAAAUCACCGAUGCUGAGGUCGAGAAGUCAUACGAGACGAUCGUGGAAAAUUGCGCAAAGAUUGGUGUUUAUCCCGACCCUUCCUUGUCGAAGCGGGACAUUGUGGCCGGGAUGCUGGAUGAGAGCACUAGCUCAAAAGCGGUCCUUGUUCGGAUUACAGGAGCUACGGCUGCCGAUCUGAGGAACCUCAAGAAUAGUUUGUCCGACUGGCAACAGGGCAGUCCGGAAGGUUUCGAGGUCUUUCUGCAGGGUCUCCGUGAUGCAGCAACAAGCGAAUUACCCAUUUUUGCUCAACGGAGUCUUGAGGGCAAUGUGCAAGAGGACAAGGGCCCUUACUACUCACCUAUCAAAUAUAUGGUUGUAGGCCCUAACACAAGCAAGAGCAUACGAAAACUUGAUGACGCUGGGAUCAUAGUGGCCGGUUGGGGAGUAAUCAGGCGGGAGGUAUUUGAGAAAACGCUUAGUUGGCGGGCUUUGCACAGUUGCAUCGGCCCGUUGAUAUGCAUCGGUCAUAUUCACAUCGACAACAUUCCUGAAUAA
Molecule: messenger RNA, 1302 nt
Organism: Fusarium proliferatum ET1
Lineage: Eukaryota; Fungi; Ascomycota; Sordariomycetes; Hypocreales; Nectriaceae
Exons: 3
Coding region: 1-1302 (433 amino acids)
Source: RefSeq, a predicted model, not a curated record